AUGUAUGUACAAGACAGAGCGAGCCCGACACCUGAUACGCCUCUACAGCCUAGAGUGGGUGAGAUGGCUCCCAUAGGGAUGCAUGUUAUACCGCAUCAGAGAGGUGUUCAGGAGUCAGAGGGAAACUACAUCGGGACAGCGGUCGGUAUACAGCGUAUGGCUGUGGAGCCAAGUACAUUUUUCCAUCAAAGAAUUGCAAAUCGCCCACUUCCUCGUGAAAACGAUGAAUAACUCAUUUUAAAAAGGGUAAGAGAAAUUACUCAAUCAGUCUUACACUUUUUUUUUUCCAAUUUCCUGUGCUGCUCUUUCAAGCUACUCCUAUGGCCAGUUUUCUAGAUGUUGAAAUAUUCAUUUCAUCGCUCGAUAAGAUAUUUACAUUUUCAGUCACUGCUUUGAAUAUACGCAGUCGAAAGCAAGCAGAAAUAAACAACACACAAAAAGGCAGAGAGAUCAUGCAAUCAUUCUAAUUGCACAUUUUUAUCCCAACAGCUCUUUUUUAAAGGUGACUUUUUUACAUCAAGUAUUCGUUUUUAACAUUGAUCAUGUCAGAGAGGGUAAAGGAAUUUACUGACAUCAGCAAAUACAAGAUUUGAGUGCGCGUGAUGGCUGCUCCCAUUGUUAUCCAAUGAUGUCAAUCAGGGUCUCUAGUACAUCUCAGUUUAUAUUCUUUGAGUUUUCCAUAUAUUUCCAUAGUCUUUAAAUUGUUGUAGAUACCUGUAAUGUAUCCAUUAAACUUUAUUUCACGAAAACGCCGGUCUUAUUGUUUCAAAAAUUAUAAUUGGUCGGAGUAAGUAAAAGUGUCGAUAUCGCUGUUUUCAGUUUACAUAGAUCUCUAUAGUCUUCUAUAAUUAUUGCGGGUUGCUUGAUCUUAUUGUGAGUCCCAUCUAUUGCCCCAAGGCAUUGUAGAAUAACAUGAGCAUUUUCAAAUUGAGUCACCGAUUCCUUCGUUUCAUUCUCUGUGAAAGGAAGUUUUAUGACAUUCAUCUUGUCAGAGAGGAGAAAGAAAUAUACUGACAUUAACAAAUAAGAUAAUUGAGUGCGCGUGGCUGCUCACAUUGUUAUCCAGUCAUGUCAAUCGAGGUCUCAAGAACACUCAGUGUUGAUUGUAUUCUAGUUCUUCAUAUAUUUCCAUAAUCAUUAAAUUAUUUAAGAUAUCUGUAAUUUAUCCAUUAAACUUAAUUUUACGAAACUGCAGGUCUUAUUCAUUGUUUCAAAAUUUAUAAUAUGAUAAUUUAAUACGAUUUGUUUUGGUUAGGCUAUGCUGCUAGAAUUGUGUUCUAAAACUUCACUUUUGGAACACGAGAAGCAUAGCAUAACAUUUUGUGACAAAUCUAAAAAAAAAAGGGUAUGCUCCGUAUAAAGUUAAGUGACAGGAGUAGCAGCCUUUCAGUUAUUUUACAUGUAAGUGCCUUUAAAUACGUUAGUCAGCUUUCCAGUUUAUGUCGCUUUCUGGCCCGGGAUUUUUUUUAGCUACUCUUUUUAUCUUAAUUUUUAAAGAACAGAUGGCCAAAGUAAGCCAAUAGCGGGUUAAGCAUCAUUCUUGUCAACCGAGGGCAAUGCUUACAAUGCAUAGAGCUGUAACUAAACUUGUGAGGCGAAUCUAAUUGUAAACUGUAUAAUUAUCAGGCACGCCAAUAUUACCAUAAGGAACUUAACGAAGAUGAGCAACACCUAGAUGGUAUAAAUAAUAAAUUGUUACGGAGAAAUUAAAAAUUUAAAUGUUGAUUAUUCAGUUAAUUAAUUAUUCAGGAACCUGCUUUGUUGACGGUUCAGACAGAUUGGCAGUUUAAAAGAAGUGGGCCUGUUUUUCAUAUUCCUCAACACGCAUUUGAUUGCAUGACGGUUGGAGGCCUUCCUUGUAGUCCACGUAACAAACGUGUCCUGACAAACCCCAAAAGGCAUACAUGACUUGAUGUGACGUACUCGUUAAUCUGUGCAUGCCUCAACGAGCGGAGCCCGCGGUGUUUGUGUUAUUUCGCACUAUCCAGAUAGGGAAUGUGAAAUCAUUAAAAAGGUGGUAUCAACCAAGUUUAAAGGCAUUGAUCCAAAUUCAGGCAACCUGUUGACAGUGGAAGGAGAAGCGGUUUUGUUUGCGUGGUUUUGCUUUACUUCGAGUUAUGUGAAUCUGCAACAGGUAAUAUUUCUACCCAAAGCUCUCUUUCCAGACUGAUAGUACGGCAAAUUCUGAGGCGAUGCCAACUAGUGAGCACUGCGAUCUGUUCCCGGAUAGUCCGGACUCAUCUUCGAGUUUGAAUGUGGAUAGGCAGGAGACAAAAACAAGAGGUCUUCAUUUAUUCCCUUCGGCAUAGAAGGAACUCUUUCACCUUUCAAAUGAUAAGUUAUUUAAGAAUUAGCAAACAGCCUUGCAUCAUGUACACCUCCAGGCCAUUUUAUAAACUGAUAACGGUAGUCACACACUGCUUGGACAUUUAAACUAUAACGCUGUUUUCGGUUUAUAUAGAUCUCUAUUGUAUGUUGUAUUCAUUGCAUGUCGUUUGAUCUCAAUGUGAGUCCCAUCUAUUGCCCCAAGACUUUGUGGAAUAAUGGAUGAGUUUUUUCAAAUAUUAAGUCACCAGUACCUUCACUUUAUUCUCUGAGAAAGGAAGUAUUUGUUCACUGGGCGCAGAUGCUAAAUUUUGGCAGUGCAUACCACUGGCGGAUUUUAUGCCAGAGCCGGUAGAGCAAGUGAUAAAAAAACGGGCUUCCCCUUUGCUCAAGGUCUGGAUGCACUACUGCAUAUCUCCCUUACAAUUUCAGAGACAACUUGCCAACUUGCUCAUCGUGGCGUUGAAAAAUUGCUUCGCUGGCAGCUCAAAAAGAUCAUCGGCAGAGUCAUCGGUAUUACUAUCAUUUCAGAUUCAAUAGUUGGACUGUACCCUUGCUAUAUACCUAAGUCCAUGAAUUGGCAACGAAUCACCAGUACUACAUUCAUUAAUUAAACGCAAAUUCUUGUGCUUGAAAUGAAGUAUCUUUCAACUGGCUUUGUUUCGCAUUUUCUCUUUCCUUUCGGCAUUGAAGUUGAUGAUCUAUCAGCUUGUCCGACGGACACAGUUCCUCGCAUGUUUCACAUGGUAAAGCGAUGAAAUGCUUUCGCUUUCGUGCGCCAAUUUUUUCCGCUUUGGUCGGCGCUUGAGGCCGCCUGAUCGCUUGACCUCCCGUCUGUUUUGACGAAAGCUUUUCGCCCGUCAUUCAUUCUUGUUUCUAAGAGAUCAAUUACGUGACUUGAUCAUUUUAGAACGGAAAUCUCGCUGUUGUAAUUGGUGGAAACGCUCCAUCAAUAUCUUCCGCCGCUACAACUGAUCUUUUAGCGAUUAAACUUCUGAUCCGCUUUUCUUUGUCAGUCAUUUCAGGUCUUCUAAUGUAUUAGUUAUAUUCCUUUUUCAAAUGUACACGAGGCUCGGAUUUCUUUGUGAAAUAAUAUGUAUUGCUCUUCUUGUAAACUGGUCAAAUCUCUCUCUUAUCCCUAAACCCCAUCUAAAUCAAAUGCUGAAAUUUUCCUACAAUAAGAGUUGUUUAUUUUAGAUCGUUAGAUGACUUCGUCAGUUGUCUGCGGUAAAGUCAAAUUUGGCAACUGCAUUGACCUCUUCGCAUUUUUAUGCUUCCUGCAUUACAGUAUAAAUGUCGCUCACCACUUUGAGAAGUAAUAUUCCGGUUUUUUAUUUUUAAAUAAACGUUGUGGAAGUAAAAUACACGAACGUGGGCGGCAUUUCGGGGGAGCUAAACAAGUUCUCCUUCGUCACGAUUUUUACCAUAACGAAGGUAAAUACAAAUUGAUAUUUUCAAGAGAGGAAGCACCAGAUUGUCUGUAUUUCUUGCAUUUUUGAUUGAAAUAUAUUUUUAUAUAUGAAACAGUCUGAUUCAUCUAAUUUUUCACGUUCCAACCUUAUUUCGGUCUUUUCUACCGAGCACCAUUUUCGGCGAUCGUUCGGUGAAGAACAAAUCAGGCACGUGGAAAAUUUCUCUUCUCCGUCGGUGCAGUUUUCCGGGAUGAAAUCUAACAGUUAUUUUCGUGUCAUAUGUCGGUAUUUGUAGGGCGUUCCUUGACGAAAACACACUAGUAAAUCACUGAUUCAUUGGGAGUACUAAUAUUCUACCUGUCUGUGCGUGGGAGUUGGUGUUGUAGAUAUCUUGGUUGAGAAAUGCGUGGAACGUGGCUCUCAUGGAAUCAUAAACCAAUCAACUUGCGUUCAUUUAGGCGCGUAGCAAAACACCCUGGUAAAUCACUGAUUCAGUAGUAUUAAUAUUCUACCUGUCUAUGUGUGGGAGUUGGGUGUAGUAGAGAUCUACAGUUUUAUUGGUACAAUGUCAGUUAUUGAGAUCGUGAGCCUCGCCUGUCUCUUUAUUUUGCUCUUAAUAAUUUUUAUCGUCGUUAAGAACCACUUAGUCUUGAUGCAGCUGGGGCAGCAACGAGCGGAGCAGGACGGUGCCAUACAUGUUAUACCGCAUCAGAGAAGAGUUCUGGAGACAGAAGGAAACUACAUCGGGACAGCGAUUGGUAUACAGCGUAUGGCUGUGCAGCCAAGUACAAUUUUCCAUCAAAGAAUCGCAAAUCGCCCACUUCCUAGAGAAAAUGAUGAAUAACUCAUUUCAAAAAAGGUGAGAGAAAUUAGUCAGUCAGUUUUACACUCCUUUUUUCCAAUUUCCUGUGCUGCUCUUUCAAGCCACUCCUAUGGCCAGUUUUUUCGAUGUUGAAAAUAAAUUAUUUUAUUGCUCGAUAAGCUGUUUACAUUUUUAAAUCACUGUAUUGAAGUACGCAAUCGAAAGCAAGCAGCAAUAAACAGCAAACAAAUAAAGAAGAGGCAUCAUGCAAAAUAUUUUAAUUUCAAUUAAUAUUUUAAUUGUUGUCUUUUUCAGAGGUGACCUUUUUACAUCAUGUAUCCGUUUUUAACACCGAAUCAUCAUAUCAGAGAGGGGAAAGAAAUACAGUGAUAUUAGCAUAAACAAGAUUUUACUGCGCGUGACUGCUUUAAUUGUCAUCCAUUCAUGUUAAUCAGGGUUCCAAGAACCGUCUCAGCUUGUAUUCUUUGAGUUUUCAACAUAUUUCCAUAAUUAUUAAGAGCUAAUGUCAGCUUGUAUCAGACAAGCAGGGGCAAUUCACCCAAAAUUCGCCUUCACUUCUACUUUCAUAUUUUGUAGCCCAAUAUGUCCCAUUAAUUGUGAUGUAGUUUCUUUGUGAGGCGAACUCAAAUUCCGGCAAAAUUUAUUUGCUAGCGACCACGAAAUAUACGUGGUGUGCCUACUUGUCGCCACCGUUUACUAGCAUAAAUCACUACAAUUUUUAAAAAGAAAUCUAGCAUAACAUUCUUACCUUGUUUAUUUAUGAUUUCAUUAGCCUUUUCGAUGAUCACGUGAUGCUCUACCAUCCAGUUUAUAUAUCUUCUUCAUCUUAUUAUAUCAGUUGCAUGACAAGCGUGACAAAUAUAAAUUCAAAGAUGAAUCGACCUCCGAAAUACCAAGAGAUGGCGUCUCGUCAGACUUGGGUCCCGAUUGGGAAUUGGUCAAUAUGCUACCAAAAAUAUAGACAGAGGCAGAGUUUUCUAUACUAAUGUUUGAACACUUUGUUGGCUUCCCGCCGUCUGGCGGGACGCGUAAUUAUGCACACGGUGGUAAAGGGCCCUUUCGCACUAGCUGCUAAAUGCUGACCAAAUUUGUUUCUCUUCACCAAAAAUCACAUCAGAAUUUGUCCUUGCUAAGUUAAAAGUAUGCUGCACGUAUCAGCAUCUCCGGGGGACCCCUAUACAAAACAGGGCGGGGGUGUGCACCGGGAAUUUCGAAAACGACCCCAAUAAAAGUAAAAAAAUAAAAUGAGUCUCAUCCGUGUGGGAGCGGCAACAAUUAAUGUUUACCCCUAAAAAGUACCAGUUCAAACAUAAAAAAAUUGAAAAAUCCCCAAAAAUAAAAACUCCUUUAUCGAUGUGCUCUAGAGGCUCAAGUCAGAUCAUUAAAAUCGUCUAAGUAAUGCUUAUUUCAGGUAUCUUAUUGAGCGAAAAACGCGAGUAGACAGGGUAAAAGGUAGAUAAACAUCCUCACCCACCAAUUUUUUCGCCUUCCCCCGUCAGCACCUAAAGACAAAAAAAAUGUAAUUUGCCAACUACGAGCUGUCAAUCUCACCUCGUAAAAUUCACGUGAACUGGUUAAUUACUUAUUUGGUAGGGAAUAAAAUAACUGUACGUCUGCAUUUGUUAAACAGACUAUUCAAGAGUAUCCAGAAUUCGAUGUGUGUACUUCUAGUACAUUGAGUAUUCUUUUGCAACAUAGCCAAAGAUCUUGCGAUAUCUCCUGUUCAAGCUUCUUUUCCUUUCAAAGAGGCAUCAGAAUUAUUUUCAUGUCAAAUUUGCAGUAAACUGCUUGCGUGUCACCCUUUGUUUUCAAGGUGUCCGACCAGGUAUGACUGAAAAUGGCACCUCGCUUUGAUAGGAAUCCUUUUGUUGUUGCUUCUUACUUCCUGAAAUUAUCACUUGAAAUUCGCUCGGUAGUACAAAAGCAAAAAAAAACAAAAACGUGAGUAAUACAUAUAAAUCCAAAUUCUUUUAUCACAUGAAAGGUUGUGGGACCUGAUCGCAUUUAAGGGACGGACCCCCAAAAAUAUCGAGCACAGCCUUAAACGGAAGUGGACACAUCGCGCAAUUAGCAAAAGUCCCCCCUCCCCCCUCCCCCUCAAAAAUCUAAUGGUCCAUCUCUAAGGUCCUUUUACAUAAGUCCAAAAUGAGUUUCGUUCUGAAACGAAAGAAUUUCAUAUCGUGUUUACAUGCAAGAUAAUUUAGCCUGUAAAAACAAGUAUUUAUGUCUUUUCUUGUAUUUUUCUACGCUUCCCUCUCUCCUAAAGAGGAUUCAUACACGAAUGUAAGAGAUCCUCGCAGCUAAGAACACUACUGAAACGAGUAGUUGAAAAUAGGACCUGAAAAAAAUUUCAGGCCCGUACGGGAUUUGAACCCAUGACCUCUGCGAUACCGGUGCAGCGCUUUACCAACUGGGAGCUGAUCAAUAUGUUGGGUCCAAAUAUACCAUCCAAGUGAUGAAUAAUGAUUUUAGAUAUACGAAAUUCAUAUAUUUGCACUGCGGUGAAGAAACGAAUGUAAGAGAUCCUCGCAGCUAAGAACACCACUAUAAGUGUCGUACCGCGUUUAUACUAUACAUGUACAAAAGGUCGUCCACAAUGAGUGUUUCGUUCUGGAAUGAAAACACCCAAUAAACUCAUUCAGAAAUGACUUGUUUCGAAAGAAUUUUACCCCGAUAUCAUGUGGCAACCGGGAUGAACUCGGUUUUGAACAAAACUCACUCCGAUAUCAUGUAAAAGGUCCCUUAAAGUUUUUAUUACCAGAGCAUCACGCUUUGCUCUCCUUUCUGAAUGCUAUAAAUUUCAAUAGCGUUGAAGCAACAACCCGCCUUUAAUUGCUUCACUGCCACUGAAACGAUUCGUGACCACAUAAAGCACAUACUCUAAUAUUUUUAAUUUAACAUAAACAAAAAUUUUUAUAAAGGGUAAAUAUUUGUGUCGAUAUCGAUUAUUGCGUGACUAGCUUUUUUACAAAUUGUAGUGAUUUAUGCCAGUAAACGGUGGCGACAAAGUAGGCACACCAUGUAUAUUUCAGUCGCUAGCGAGUAAAUUUUGCCGGACUUUGAGUUCGUCUCACGAUAGAACAACACAAAUACACAAGGAAAUUUUUACAGCAACUUUAUAACUAUCCUUAUGUCUUUAAAAAGCUAGAAGCUCAGUAGAUUCUGUCAUAUCGGUCAUUGUUGAAACUGUCUUUGUUUUGAUGCUUCUUUUCGACAUAGGAAAAGUAUGUCGGACAUAAAUAUUUACGAAAGAAAUACCAGAGGUCAAGUAAAUUCGUUACAAGAGGACACACAAAUCGGGUAAUAUUUACGGUGAAAAUUGCAUAUUUGAGCGGUCGAACGAAAAAAUAAUUUCUCGAAAACUAAAAUAUAUUUUCACAAAAAAUUACGCCACAAUUAUUAGAACGUAUUGGGCUACAAAAUAUGAAAGUAGGAGAGAAAAUUGUUUGAUGGAUGUCGACAUCUUCUCUUAAUAGUUUUGCGAAACACCUGAACGAAAAUUCUAAGUUAAAAAUCACUCAUCCGCAGCUUGGAAGCUUAGCUUUAAACGAAAAAAAUUCUCUAGGCUCAGAAAACGGUAGACAACGAAAAUAUCAAGGAAGGAUGCUUACAAAGCAUAAACCAAAUUUGUAAUGCGAAUCUAUAAUCAGGGUAAAUGAACAGUUAUCAGCACGCCAAUAUUAUCAUACGGAACUUAACAAAGAUGGGCAACCCCUGUAUGGAUUAAAUAAUAAAUUAUUGCAGAUAAAUUUCGUUAAAAUUGUAAAUGUUGAUUAUUGAGUUGAUUAAUAAGAAUAAUACUGCAUGGAUAUUUGAACUGUAACGCUGUUUUCGGUUUAUGUAAAUCUCUACAGUCUGUUGUAUUUAUUGCGUUUUGUUUGAUCUUAAUGUGAGUCCAAUCUACUGCCCCACGACGUUGUAAACUGAACAUGAGCUUUUCAAAUUGAGCCACCAGUUCCCUUACUCCAUGAAAGGAAGUUUUAUGCGAGUUCAUCGGGCCCAAAUGCCAAAUUAUUGCAGUACAUAUCUCCCUGACAAUUUUAGAGGCAACUUGCCAACUCGCUCUUUACGGCGUUGAAAAAUUGCUCCGCCGGCCACUCAAAAAGAUCAUCGGCAGAGUCACUGAUGUUACUAUCAUUUCAAAUUCUACAGUUGGACUGUAUCCUCGCUGAACUUCCUAACUCCAUGAACUGCAACGGUGCUGCAUUCAUUAAACGCAAAUUCUUGUGCUUCAAAUGACGUAUCUUUCAACUCUCUUCGCUUCCCAUUUUCUCUCUCCUUUCGGCAUUGAAGUUGAUGAUCUAUGAGCUUGUCCGACGGACGCAGUUCCUCGCAUAUUUCACAUGGUAAAGCUAUAAAACAAGUUACAAAAGCAAGUAAGGAAAAGUAAAACAAACAAAAAAAUUUAAGACUUUAUCAAACACAUUUACAUUAUCUAAGCAUUUUGCUCGUUCUGACAAAUGUAAAUAUAGAUUAUCAAAUAGGCCAUUUUACAGUUGUGUGCUUAGUUGCCAAGCCUUUGAUUUGGAGUGAGGCUGAAGGUGACCUUGUUGUGAUAGAGACCAGUAUCUAGUUAGCAUGAUAACAAAGUAAUUUGCAUUUGAAAAGUAGCAAGGUUUGUAUCAUAACAAGGUCACCCUUAGCCUCAUUCCUGUUCAAAGGCUUGGCAACCAAACUCACAACUGUAAAAUGGACUAUUGACUGAAGUGUGGUUGAGAUAUCUAAUCAAUGAUAAUGGCUCUCAAAUUAGAACUAAAGCCCUCCAGUAGCAGUUACAGAUUACUGAUAAGUUGCGAGGCAGAAUGAGGAAAAAAAAAAAAAGAGGAAGAGAUUCGAGAAAAAAAGCCAGACAAAGAAAACACUACCAGUAGACAAAAUAUACCAUGAAGAAACGAAGUGCAUAACGAAGAUAAACAUCAGCAAUAAAAAUUUGAAUAAAAACAUGAACGAGGAAUGUAAGAGCAGCGAAAAAAACAACAUAAAUCUUACCGUUCAAAGCCUAGCGUGCAUUAUUUCUAUUCAUAAUAUCCUUACUUCUUAUGUUGACGAUUCCCGUUUUCAAAAUAAUCAAAAAAUUCCUUUAUAAUGAUUAAUAACUAUGUUAAGAAUGAAAACAUCAGUUUCACAAUAUCUUUAUAUGUGAUCAUUUGUCAGUGACGAAACUGCCAACUUCUAAAACUGCUUUAAUGUUUGUUUUUUUUCUUUUGUUUGAACUGUCCCACGGUGAAAAUUUCUCAGAAUUGUCCGCUACCGCCUGGGGCGAUCAUUCUUAUUAAUCUCUUCUCGUUUGCUGCCACAACUGAUUCGGCCUUUGCCUAUAAACACAAACCCUGGUGUAUCUGGAGGAGAGAGAGAGUUAAUGAAUAACUAAGAAGUCCUUUUUUUUUAUUAAAAACAAUAUUUAAUCUCCUUCCUGGGCUUUUCUUUAAAGGCUUGUUUCAAUUUUGCCGCAGGAACGUCAAUAUAGUACCUCUCAGAAAGGUCGGGGUUUUUACUUUGACGAAAACAAAAGUCAUAAAUAUUAAAUAAGGUUCAGUUAAGUUGCCAUCGCCGGAAGUCGGUUCAUGAAUUUGUAAGAAGUUCAGUUUUAAUCAAAAUACAUUUUACCCCCUGCAGGGCUCAUCUUUAGAAGUUUGUUCCAAUUCAUGGAUAUUAAGCCACCUAACGCUGCUUUCUGUACUAUCAAACUCAUCCACAUGGUAAGAAACAUGCAAGCACCAGGGAAUCAAGGAACUACUACGCAACCCACAUUAACCAUUCGUGAAUAGAAUGCCUUAGGAACAGCCAGGGAACUCACUCUUCGUCUUAGCGGAGCCGUGGAAAGGACGGAACAACACGGAAAUACAACCGCCGGUGGUGUAACUGCAAGAAGACGACAUCCACAAGAACACGACGAGCGUUUUUCGUAAAAAAGUAAGACAAUUGAAUGCCUUUUUUUUAAUUUUUUGUCAUCGUACUUUCUAUCAUAUUCCUCUUCUUUUAUAUCUGCAUUUGUUUUAGCGGACGCGGGGAUGCCUCUUAUAACCACUUUUACGGUUGGGAACAAAAACAAAUCUCUUCUUGGUUACGCGCUAAGUGUGUGUGCUAAACAGAAUAACUGAAAGCGCAUUUAAACAAUUCAGCACCCGACGGCCUCAGUGCAACAAUAGGACAUAAGAGGAUUUUUUAGCUUUUUAAAAUCUGAAAGACUGGAAAAUGCAUUGUAGCAUUUUAAAAAAAUUUUACUCUUUCUCUCACCAGAUAAUUUUAAGCAGCUACUCCGUUCCUGUGCGUGAGGUCAUUAGUCUGACGGUAAGAAAAAAAAUUAUACCUGUACUCGAAUUUAUGGUACACAAACACGGGUUAAAUUUGCAUAUUUCAGCUUUUGCAUAAUCAGUUUUGUCAGUCAAGUUCACGACCACAUAUUCCUCAUCAUUUCAAAUGGCCAUCGUCCAUCAUCCAGGUCGCAGAAAAUGUUUGCCAUGAGAUCGUAAGGGGCUCCUUCCAUUGUAAAAUUCGCAAAAGUGAAGGGGUCAUCUUCUCUCCCGUUGUCCAACGGAUUCUGAUGAAACCUCUAGAACAACAAGCGAGGUCGAUCGCUUCUGUGCAAAGGUUCUUCGUUUUCAGAGGCUGAACCAGAACCCUGAACGCCUUCUCCCUCUCGGAUACAUUGUUCCUGGUGUUCCAUCAAUUUAUCAGAUGGACACAGUUCGCCACAGAUUUCACAAGGCAGAGCAACAAUGCUGUUGUCUUCACUUUCGGUUUCGAUAUUGUCAUGCGAGUUCGAGCUUGUGAAAUUGUCAGGCCUUCGUAACAUUUCACGAAACGCACCGUCCCUAUCUUCUACAACGAGAGGGAUUUGAGAAUCUUCUGUUUCCUCUAGACACUGGCAUUCACGUUGAUGAGCAUCAAGUGCAUCUUGCUGAAUCAGCGAUCCACAGAAUUCACAAGGCAAAGACACAGGCAAAUCGUGUUGCUGAUUGUUCAUUCCCCGUCGCAUGCGCUAUCAUGGUCCAUAAAGUUUCUAAUCAAGACAUAUCGACUACACUUUUGGCAGAAUUCCGUUCUGGUUCCGCAUAAUUCCUGGUGCUCUGACAUUCUUUCUCUGAGAAGCCUCAGUUCACAGUAAUAGCAAUUAAUUGGUCGCUUUCCACACUCGUAAGCCAAAUGAUUGCCUUCUUCACUUCUGGUUGUUUUUUGUCCGCACUGAACACAGUUUAUUUCCGCAUGAUUCUCCUCGAAGUGUUCUCUCUCUUUGCUUCUUUGUAUCGCUUCUCCGCACAACGAACACAAUUUGAGGUUUCUUUUGCAGUGUACAAAGUGCAUUUCGUAAUUUUCUGAGGAAACUCGUCUGUUGCAGUUUUCACAAAUUAAUCCUUCGUUGUCCAUGUUUGUGACGACGCUUUUUCUUGAAUUUCCUUUCUUUUAUCGAUGGACGGCCGCUCGAUUUCAGUCUGAUUAGAAUGAAACUGCUAGAUCAUUGUUUGGGCAGUCGUGUUUAUAUUGUAUAUAUUUCCCCUAAAUUUAGGUUUUCUAGAAAGUUUUCUAAAUUUGCUUUAUCGCUGAAUUAGCACCCUUUCGUAAUCUCCGAAAAUUUCUUAACUUAUAGUACCCAGUCUUCCCGCUCCUCUAAACAACAUCCGGUGUACUAGUAAUAAUGGAAGGAACAAUUUAAAAUCGUGAGGAAGAUUCGACAUAUUUCUUAACGAUACUUGACCAGCAAUAAACAUGACACUGGCAUGGUGGAAGGAGCUGUCCUGUCACCGUGGUGGAUUAAUCAACCUCGUUCUUUGGGUAUUGUUUAUCAAUGAUCGAAUAUUGGACUUCAAUCAGUCACUCUAGCGUGAGUAAUAUGCACAUAACGCGCAUAUGCGCUCGCUAUGGCUCUAUGACAUACACACUAGCUUUAAGGCACACACGCUGGCUUUAUAUAUAUCGGCCCUUUAGAGGAAACUGGUAAUCUCAACCAUGAUGAGCACGUUGACAUUCAUGAAAAUAGGUUUCGAAAAACCAUGUAUUUAUUGCGUGUUGUUUGAUCUUAAUGUGAGUCCCACCGACUGCCCCACGACAUUGUAAACUGAACAUGAGCUUUUCAAAUUGAGCCACCAGUUCUCUUACUCCAUGAAAGGAAGUUUUAUGCGAGUUCACCGGGCCCAAAUGCCAAAUUAUUGCAGUACAUACCUCCCUGAAAAUUUUAGAGGCAACUUGCCAACUCGCUCUUUACGGCGUAGAAAAAUUGCUCCGCCGGCCACUCAAGGAGAUUAUCGGCGGAGUCAUUGGUGUUACUAUCAUUUCAAAUUCUACAGUUGGACUGUAUCCUUGCUGAACUUCCUAACUCCAUGAACUGCACCGGUGCUGCAUUCAUUAAACGCAAAUUCUUGUGCUUCCAGUAAAGUAUCUUUCGACUCUCUUCGUUUCGCAUUUUCUCUCUCCUUUUGACAUUGAAGUUGAUGAUCUAUUAGCUUGUCCGACGGAAACAGUUCCUCGCAUAUUUAACAUGGUAAAGCUAUAAAACAAGUUACAAAAGCGAGUAAGGAAAAGUAAAACAAUAAAAAAAAAUUUAAGACUUUAUCAAACACAUUUGCAUUAUCUAAGCAUUUUGCUCGUUCUGACAAAUUCAAGGCUAGAUUAUCAUAUUGAGUGAAGUGUGGUUGAGAUAUCUAUUCAAUGAUAAUGACUCUCAAAUUAGAACUAAAGCCCUCCAGUAGCAGUUACAGAUUACUGAUAAGCUGUGAGGCAGAAUGAGGAACAAAACCAGUAGACAAAAAUAUACCAUAAAGAAACGAAGGGCAUGAUGAACAUAAACAUCAGCAAUAGAAAUUUGAAUAAAAACAUGAACAAGGAUAGUAAGAGCAGCGAAAAAAACAACAUGAAUUUUAUCGUUUAAAGCCUGGCGUGCAUGAUUUCUAUUCAUAAUAUUCUUAGUUCUUAUGCUGACGAUUCUCGUUUUCAAAGCAAUCAAAAAAUUCCUUCUCUAAACAACUUCCGGUGUACUAGUAAUAAUGGAAGGAACAAUUUAAAAUCGUGAGGAAGAUUCGACAUAUUUCUUAACGAUACUUGACCAGCAAUAAACAUGACACAGGCAUGGUCGAAGGACGCUGUCCUGUCACCAUGGUGGAUUAAUCAACCUCGUUCCUUGGGUAUUGUUUAUCAAUGAUCGAAUAUUGGACUUCAAUCAGUCACUCUAGCGUGAGAAAUAUGCACAUAACGCGCAUAUGCGCUCGUUAUGGCUCUAUGACAUAGUAGCUUUAAGGCACACACACUGGCUUUAAGGCACACACGCUGGCUUUAUAUCGGCCCUUUAGAGGAAACUGGUAAUCUCAACCAUGAUGAGCACGUUGACAUUCAUGAAAAUAGGUUUCCAAAACCACGCGUAGAGGCAGAUAUCGACAACAUUUGAUUAGGUCCGUGUCUAUAAACACAAACCCUAGAACAUCUGGAGGAGAAAAGUUUAUGAAUUACUAAGAAUUCUAUUUUUCAUUCAAAAUAUAUUUUUUCCUUGCUGGGCUCUUCUUUAGAGACUUGUUUCAAUUUUGCCGCAGGAACUGAACUGUCAUGGAGACUGA
Pocillopora meandrina is the source of this 14105-nucleotide messenger RNA. Lineage: Eukaryota; Metazoa; Cnidaria; Anthozoa; Scleractinia; Pocilloporidae. The record is from the annotation of a GenBank genome assembly.